UGUUAUUCAAAAAAGGCGCGAGUUGUACUUGUUUUUUCUUGCGAUUUUGUUUUGUUUUGUGCGUUUUAAACAUGGAUACAACUGCAAGGCGUCGCAGAAAAGUUGUGGUUGAUACUAGUAACGAUAUAUACAAUCACGAUGUCGUUAUGUACAACGAUUAUCCCAAUGGCGAUAUAGCGUUAUGGGAAUUCGAGGAUUUAGCCUUAGAAAGGCUCCAAUUGCUUCGUAUUAUAGAACAAGCUUCACUUAAAGGCCACAAACCUUUUACUGAUGACUGGAAAAAGUGUAUAAAAGAAGACCUUUCCAAAGGCCAAUUAAAGCGUUAUUUAAGAAUGAUGGGGGGUUAUUGCAGCCAAUCAGACCAAGAUUACCAAGCCAGAAGGGCUGAUUUUCUAUCCCACCACAUUUUAAGGUUAGCUUAUUGUAGAUCAGAGGACUUACGUAGGUGGUUUUUAAAUCGUGAAAUAGACUGGUUUAAAAUCCGUUUUAUCUCACAAACUCAACAGGGUGUCAUGAAAUUUUUACAUAACAACAAUUUUACGUACACACCCAUAUCGCAAGACGAAAAAGAUAACAUUCGUAGUGAUAUUAUGAUGUCAACAGUUGGUAUGUCUGAUGUUGCAAUUGAUUCGAGCGACUUCUAUAAAGUACCUUUCACUGAAGUUUGUCCACUUGUUGCUAAAAGGAGAGUGUUUCUUAAGGAUGGUUUUGCUUAUAUUCCAAGUUCUGAACUUGUUGUUUGUAUACAAGCUAAGUUUCGAGCUAGUUUAAACCAGGCUUUAAAUGUUAUUUGUCACAGAAUCCCAAACCUAGACGACGACCGCAUUAACUCCUUACUUUCAAACAUACACAACACUUACACAGGUCAAAAUUACACCGUGCAAACAGAUACGGAAGCUAUAAAUCCAGCAGAAAUCGACAAUUACUCCAAAAAACAUUUUCCAAUGUGUAUGAGGACCAUACACGAUGUUUUAAGAACCGCUCAUCACGUGAAACACUUUUCCCGGCUUCAGUACGGACUAUUUCUUAAAGGAAUUGGUCUCAUAUACGAGAACGCUAUGGAAUUCUGGCGUCAAGAGUUCACCAAAGCUAUGGAUCAAGACAAGUUUGAUAAAAGUUACUUGUACAAUUUUAAACAUCAAUUUGGUAAAGUUGGUAACAUGACAAACUAUUCCCCAUACAGUUGCAUGAAGAUUAUUAUGAAUAAUGUUGGUCCUGGGGAACACCAUGGUUGUCCAUUUAAGCACUGGGAUCCGUCCAUAUUGAAAACCAAAUUAAAUGAUUAUGGUGUAAAUUCUGAAGCCAUUAACACAAUAAACGACCUAGUAUGUCAAGGUCAUUACCAAAUAGCGUGCACUCGUUAUUUUGAGGCUACACACAACCAAGCCCCCCAAAAUACAAUAAGCCACCCAAAUCAGUAUUUUGAGGAGAGCAAAAACAUUGGAAAAGAGAAUAAGGCACCCAAAAAAAAUUAAAUAGUGUUUAUAUUAUAUGCCAAA
Molecule: messenger RNA, 1499 nt
Organism: Brassicogethes aeneus
Lineage: Eukaryota; Metazoa; Arthropoda; Insecta; Coleoptera; Nitidulidae
Source: the annotation of a GenBank genome assembly